GGUGCUGUGAAGCCGGUGGUAAUGGAAUGCGACGCCUCAUUUCUCCCCGGAGACAUCAUCAGAAACAUUCUUAAACGGCUUCCGGUGAGAUCCCUAAUCCGAUUUCAAUGUGUGUGUAAAGAUUGGAAAAAUCUCUUUCGGACCCCAUCUUUCAUCGAAGACCAUCUCCACCACUCCACUCAUCAAAACCCUUCUCUUAUUUUACAUGGCCAUCCUCUUCUUAAUCCUUUGGACUUGUAUAUGCUCAAUCGCGAGAUGCAAGUCCUUGAAGUUCAUCGCGCACCUUCGAAUGAAUACUUAGCUGGUGCUGUAAUCAUCGGUUCUAUCAAUGGCUUGCUCUGUGCCAGACUCAGUAACCCAUCUCAGUCCAUCUUAUUAUGGAAUCCAGCCACAAGAAAGGUCAGACUGGUGGCCAGAACUGUUAAUUCUACUGAGAGUUUCAAAUUGGGAUUCGGGUUCAGUUCAGUUGUUAAUGAUCACAAGAUUGUGAGUAUUGGUGUUUUUGUGCCUAAAGAUCUGAUUCAUCGGGUGGAAGUUUAUUCACUUAGUACAAAGUCAUGGAAGAACGUGGAAUUUGAGGACUUAUUAAAUGGUGUAGCUGUUAAAUCUGAUGGUUUCUGCACAAAUGGAGCUAUCUUUUGGUUUGGGUUUAAGCCAAAUGUUGGCCAUUUGUUAGUUUCAUAUGACAUAGGAACAGAAAUGUUUACCUUCAUACCAUCGCCUAUUUCAGCCCCUGCAUUACAUGAUUCAUUUUGCAACAGUCUUACUGAGCACGAGAAUAAACUUGCUAUGCUUUCUCACACUACCGUUGGAAACUUUGAAUCUUCUUUGGUUGAUUUGUGGGUGAUGGAGGAAGGUACAGGUGCAUUUGGGGAAAGAUGGAAUUGGACUAAGAGAUAUAGUAUCAGGCACCCAUGCAUAUUACUUCCAGGGGUUAUAUUUAGGAACAUGAUCAUCUGCCAUUUCUAUGUAUUGAAAUCACGCGUUACUGCAUCUGAACAUGAAGUGCUGAAUGAUGGACCAAAUAUUGUUACAGUCAAUCUCACUACUGAUGAAUUGAAGAGGUUUACCUUCCUCAAAUGUGGCACUGGUUUUGGUGUUUUCAAUUAUGUGGAAAGCCUUGUUCCGGUUGGCAACAAUGACACUGAAGAGCUUUGACACUAAAUCUUAAUCGUUAUACUGCAGAUUUACUGUAAGACAUUUUGCUGCAGGUUAUUUUGUACAUGUGAAGGUUUGAUGCCUUUUGGAGAUUUUAUGGAGAAUUGGAAUGGUAAACGCAAAAUAUUUUGUACAUAUGAAGGUUUGAUGCCUUUUAGAGAUUUUAGUGCAUGAUGUUUGUAGCUUUGUUGAAUCUACCUAUCUAUAUAUGCUA
Neltuma alba is the source of this 1372-nucleotide messenger RNA. RefSeq names its product F-box/kelch-repeat protein At3g23880-like. The record is from RefSeq and is a predicted model, not a curated record. Gene Ontology annotation, molecular function: protein binding. The transcript has a single exon. Lineage: Eukaryota; Viridiplantae; Streptophyta; Magnoliopsida; Fabales; Fabaceae. Bases 22 to 1158 code for a protein of 378 amino acids.